This is a messenger RNA of Symbiodinium sp. CCMP2456, 4470 nucleotides long. NCBI's taxonomy places the organism in Eukaryota, Dinophyceae, Suessiales, Symbiodiniaceae. The record is from the annotation of a GenBank genome assembly.
AUGGAAGUGGUUGAUGCAUAUGAACGUGAUGGCCUAGUACGGUUUGGACAUCUCACUGUCGAUGCACAGAAGCUACUGAUCCUGGCGAAGUUCAUCACUGACAUGGACUUUGCGAACUACACGCCAAGCAACAUGCAAAAACUUACUGUGUGUAUGCUGCUGGAGGGCAACCUUUGGCGAGCUCAUCAGCGACAGGUGUUCCAUUACGAGGAUGGCGCAUGGGUCAUGGCUGGCUCCUUGUCCAUCCAAGCUUGGGACUUGCUGCUCGCUUUGGAGGGUUUGUUUAUUCAACUUGCCAUGUCCUUAGAGGAACAGGAUGCACAGGUCGCGUGGUCAUGGAGCGAAGCUGGACCUCAUCUCACGGAAAUUCUAGGCGAUCUAGAGGAAGUAGACCGACCUGUCUUACAGACCAUGAAGGAUGUCGCCAAGAACAACAGCGAUCAUGUGCGCGUCAAGACCAGCAACAAGACCUGGCAUGCCCGCUGGACUAGACGUGUGGCCGAUAUGACUGCAAAGUUCCGGAAAGACUUGGAAUUGGAAAGUACGGCCAAGACCUUGACCAAGCUGAUCCUCGUGGCAUGGGACUCGCCGAUGCCGGUAUCCUGUGGAGUCUGCUUUCGCGAUGUCUUCCUUGAUGAGCAUUGGAAUGUAGCUACAAAGACUCCCCAUGCCAACUGCUAUCUCAAGGUGACGUACAACUUCUUCUGGGAAAACCAUGCCUCGGAUUAUCCUGAUAUGAACCCACAGGUCGUGAGAGAGCGUCUGCGCAUCUUCAUCGAGUCGGUCUACUACCAAAGUCCUCACCUCUUCCAGCUUAAGCUGUCUUUCAUGCAGGCUGCAUUCCUCAAGAAGUGCUCAGGUAAGAUCAUCUUUCAGAUUGGCGGCGGAGGGGACGGCAAAGGCAUGGAGGCAGUACUGGACAGGGCUCUCUUCGGUGACAUCGCAAGUUCUACCCUGGAUUGUGGCGUCUUUCUAGAUCGCGUCGAGUUCAGAAAAUCUGCAGAACUUGCAUGGAAUAAGGCUAACAUCAGAAUCCAGGAGAUGAAAGCCGAGGACGAGUUGAAUUUCGAGAACAUACCCAUUAUCGAGGAGACACAAGAACGGAACAAAAGCUUGGAGCAUUUGCGGCGUCGGGUCGUCGCCUUCAUCAUGGGCAAGGCCACCUUUACCGCGGAUGACAGCAGGGUCGACCACUCGCGGGGCAUAUACAAGCUCAUACCGCAAGAUGAGCUCACACGCUUCCUCUCCCACCCUAUGAUGGCCGCAAUCUACUUCAGAGACUGGUGCAUUCCGUUUUUCCAAGAGAACACAGAGCAGGACAUCAUGGGCAUGAUCCAUGAUCUUCGCCAAGUGCAUCCCGAUCUGGUGAGAGACACGGACUGGCUAUCUGCUUGUCUUGCUGGCAGCCAAGCACCUCCGCCAGGAACAGUCAUUGACAUCACGCACGAAGCAGAGACACUGUUGGAGAAGGUUCAUGCGAACACGCCUCAGCGAAGGGUUAUCAAAGAAUAUCUCCUGCAGAAGUUGCCAGAGAUCCCCGGUUGUGCUGCUUCGCAAAAGGGCAAGAGAACAAAACUGUCUUACUUUGUGGGUGCCAUAGAUGCUGCUACUUGCAAGCUUUUUCAGCAGAUGGAUGUCUCGUGUUUCCACAAGCUUCUUGUGGACUGGAAGAAGGUGGUGGCCAUUAUGAAUGACCUCGGUGGUGCCCCUGUCUUUGGCUCAUGGGCUUCUUGGGGAUGUCCUUUCGCGAUCAUGCAAUCUCAGGAUAAGUGGGACGGAAACGCUUUUGAGCAGCAGCGACUCGCUAUGAUCCAGCAUCGUAGUCUCGGAACUGAUGGCAACAUGGGGAGAUUGUCCGUGUGCCGCAUGACGGAACGUGUAGACAUCCACAACCUUGAGUUUUAUGCAGCUGCAGGUACAGAUCGUCGGCAAUCCUUGCUUCAGGCUUACAUUCGCCGUGUACGAGGUAAUUCCCCCGAGCACCAGGUCCUGCCCUUGAUCGAUGUAGAGUACUACAAGCUGCCACAUUAUGGACGUUUGAUGGUCAGAGGCAUGGCUGGUCAGAAGCUGACCAAGGAAGCACGGUUCGCUGCCUUCUCCAGGGUCUGUGUGGAGAUCGACGCACCAUGUUGUCAUCCGCGACUCCUGCAUCAUAAACUCGACACAUGUGGCUUGCUGGACGCAGACCAAUUCCCCAUGCUGAUGAACUUCGUCGUGAACUUCGAUGCGUGGCGACAAGCAAUUGCUCGUUAUGCUGAUGUAGGCAUUGCUGAGGCCAAAGUCGAGAUAAUUCGCAUCUUCUACGGUGGACGACCUUCUCUAGAGUUGCCUUUCCUGUUGAAACUGGCAGCUGAAGUGCAGAAGGCAGCGACGCUGCUACUGCGUCAGACAUUCGCUGCUCCCUGGCAGCAGAUCUAUGGUGACAGACGCAAUCCGGAAUUCAGUCGGCUAUCCGCAAUGCUAUCCUUUGAGGAGAACGAGCUGCUGAAUAUCGUCCGCAGCAGCGUUGGAGAUCGCCUGAACGUGCUUCUGUACGACGGCGCUUAUGUUCACUGUACUGAUCUGGAAAGUGAGAUUCUCGUAGUGGAAGCAUGUCGCCUAUGCACGGAUACUCUCGUGCCCAUGCAGAUCAAGACGUGGCCACAGUCGAUAUUGACGCGCUCUUUCAUGCGAAUCGCUCUUCGGCGAGAUCAGUUGCAUUGGGAGAACAGUACAGGAGUCAUCACAUCAUACGGGUGCUGUCUGCUGAAUGCUCUUGCCUCAAUGGAGAGAGAUUGCGACCUGUCUUGUCUGCGCGAUCACACAGGUCCUAUGUCUGCAAAGGAUUUCAAUGAUGCCAUGAUCUUCUCUUCGCAGCGACCGACAUACUGGAAUUAUCGACUCAUGCAUGCUGAUCUGGAGCCUGCGCCUGAGCGGGUGGGCUCCGGUGAGCAGUGGUUGUGCCAUCAGCAGCUCGAUCAAGAUGUUGGACACUGGAUCGCAGUCGUUUUUGAUGACGAAGAGAAAGUCACCAUCUACGACUCCACCGCCGGACAACGUCGCCUAUGGAUGCUUCCUGAUGAUUUCCAAACGUUGCGCUCUGAGCUAGAGAAUCUGACCUGGUUCCAGUUCGCUGUGGCUCUGCAUGAGGAGGUGCCACCUGACGAGACCGCUUACAAUCUUCCAGGAAGCGUUGGCGGCGAGACCAACUCGGACGAACACACCCAGCGCAUCAUCAGCCCGUGUACGACUUGUCUGUGCUGCGGAGCCUCUCUAUGCGAGCGCAGGCCUGCUUUGGAUGCCAUCAUAUACGGUAUGUCUGGAGUCAGAAGGGCACACCACGUCCGCAUGAGGUGCACUAGCAAGUCUUGUCGCUCUCAGCACUACUACAACUUCAGGUUGGUUGGUGGUCAGAAGCUAAACUCCAUGAUCUUGAGUGAUGCAAAGUACAUCUUCAUCACGGCAUCGACUGGGUUUGAUGUAGAAUUCUUGCAGUACCACGAUGCACUUCAGUUCCGUGGCUACCUUUCCAUCAGGGCUAUCGCAUGGGCGCAGGCUGGAUUCAUUUGGCCAGAGGAUCAUGAUCAUGCUCGGUUUCGUCCCGAUUACUCCCAUGCCAGACUCCUUUGCAUUGUUACGCAAGAAUGCGAGAGUAUGUGGGGCGUGCUCGCACGGCAAGCGAGAAUGUCGCGGCAUAUGUCCAUUUUGAUUGACGACCCCUUGUCCUCUCGCCUGCUCCAGGAGUAUGACACUUGGUGGCAUGAGCAAGCCAUCCCCGACAUGACGACACACAGGAUCAAGACGGUCGCCAUGGACGGCCACGAGAAGAUCGCAACAAAGUGCUACGAUGCACCACCCUCGCGUGGUGGGCGCCCUAGAAAGGACGGACGCAUCAAGCUCAGUCACAACGGCUGGUUCAUGAUAACAGAUCCAGACACAGGCCUCAUUUUGGCAGUAUCCGAGAUGCGCGAGCCGGAGAAUAGCGAUAUUGCCUUGACGACAUUGUGCCGAACCACUGGCGUGCACACUCACAUUGAUUGUGUCGUCUACGACCGUGCAUGCUCACUCCUGUCUGCAGCAGAGCGCACAGAGGAUUUGAAUCAGGUGCGCUAUUGGGCUGUGGACAAGUUUCAUGCGAAAGGGCAUUGUGACUCGUGCAAGUGCUCACCUUACAACCAUCUUCGCCUGAGUCGGCGUCUCAGCAAUGUGAACACAUCGAUCUCAGAACAGAUCUUUUCAUGGUUCCGCGGAUACGCGAGCACCAUGAAUACGAUGAAUGCCCGCACGCACCGGUUCUAUGUUCUCGUGUACGCAAAACGCCACAAUGAGCUUGUUAUCCAGAAUGAGGCCUUCCAUUUGAACCCACAUUCCGCCCACAAGAAGACCAUGAAGAAAGCGCAGGUUCACGCGCGUCCUGCGCCUUCCGCUUGUGCUUGCAAAAAGCCUUCUAGCAAGGUCAUGAAGAUUUUGAAAAAGCCGUCCUCUCGCUGA